CAUCUAGAAAACUUGGCCUGUUACAGACCUGAAAAUCAGUAAUGGGUUUCUCCACAAAGAGAUUGAAAAUCCGUUCUAUAUAAUGUCGCUGGCCGACCCGGAGCUGUUACCGUUAGUGGCAGAACCUAUAUUGCAUAGGUGACAGCGGUGUGUGAGAAUGGCGUCUGCGUGUCUGAGAGAGGAGCUGAGCUGCUCCAUCUGCCUGAACCUUUAUACAGACCCUGUAUCCCUGAGAUGUGGCCACAACUUCUGCCAGGAAUGUAUUGUGAGGGUGCUGGAUACACAAGAGGCUGGGGGCUAUUCCUGUCCGGAAUGCAGGGCAGAGUAUCAGGAACGCCCAUCACUGGAGAAGAGCAGGAAGCUGAGUAAUAUAGCAAAGCAUUUUCUCCUCACUCCGCUGCAUUCGGAGGACUCUGGGGUCUCCUGCAUGUAUUGUCUCCAGGCUCCUGUUCCAGCUGUGAAAACCUGCCAGCAGUGUGAGACCUCCCUGUGUGAGGACCACCUGAGUGCACACAACAGGUCCCUGGAGCAUGUUCUGAUUGAGCCAACGUCCUCAUUGGAGAACCGAAAAUGUCAGACUCACAAGAAACUUCUUGAGUACCAUUGCUGUGAGGAUGCUGCCUGUGUCUGUGUCUCCUGCUUUGUAACCGGACCACACAAAGGACACCAGGUUCUGUCACUGGAUGAGGCCGUCAGGGUGAAAAAGAAGACUUUGAGAGAACAUCUGGAGAAACUGACCUCCAGAACUGAAGAUAUGGAGAAAAGAGUCCAGAGUCUGCAGGACCACAGGAGAAAGGUGCAGAAGAAAGUGGCUGAUGCCUCAGAGAGAGUUAAUGUCCUAUUUAUGGACCUCAGAAAGCAGCUGGAAGAUCUUGAGAGCCAAGUCCUGAGUGAGAUAUCCAGGGAGGAAGAAGAGAUCUCGUUAGGAAUCUUGAACCUGAUACAGGAGCUGGAAACACAGAAGGGCGAGCUGUCCAGGAUGAUGGGUCACAUUGAGGAGCUGUGCAACGUGGCUGACCCACUAACUGUCUUACAAGAUGGAGAAUCAGACCAAUGUGAUUUAGAUAAUUUGGGAAAUAUCAACAUUCCAGCCACACAAGGUGGUGAUGAGAAGGACUAUGAUGACAAUGUAUUCAAAAUAAUCUUACACACAGCGUUAUCUGAGAUUUUCGCUGGUGCAAAAAAAAUAUUCAGUGUGCCGGAGGCUACUGAUCUAUCACUGGAUAUAAACACGGCUGCUAAUAGUGUUACUGUCUCAGGAGACCUGAAAUCUGCCUCCUGGAAGAAGGUACAGAUUUGUCGUGAGGAAACGCCAGAGAGGUUUAUGUGUUACUGCCAGGUUUUAAGUACAACCACUUUUUCCAAAGGACAACAUUACUGGGAAGUGGAGGCCAGUAACUCUGCAUACUGGAUGGUAGGGGUGGCCUGUGCCAGUAUAGACCGCAAAGGAACGGGUUCCAAGAUGGGAAAUAAUACCAAGUCCUGGUGUUUGAACAGAGCUGACAAUUGUCACUUAGUGAAACAUAACUCAGUGUCCACCACGUUAUAUCCAGAGUCUCCCGUGUGCAGAUUAGUAAUAUACCUGGACUAUGAGGCCGGGCGUCUGUCCUUCUAUCAGCUGUGUGACCCCAUCAGACACUUACACACCUUCUCCGCCACCUUCACUGAGCCCCUGCAUGCUGCAUUUCUGGUAUGGAAGGAUGGCUGGGUCAGGAUUAAAAGCUAGAUCUAUUCAUUUGGUAAUGCACCUUCCAGUCACCUUUAAUUUAUGGUUCUAUGUGCCUUUUGUCAACUUUUACUAAAUAUUUUUUUCUUUGAGUGGUUUACUGUGCUUUUCAUUCAUGUAUUUGUAUCAUUAGGCAAAAAUAUAUGUUAAGAUAAUGUACAGUGCUUCUUUGGAGUAUAGGCAAAGCAUACUGUAUAUAGAGACAAUGGAAAUAAACAACUUUUCUGUAGGAGAAAAGGGCCAAUGGAUUUAGAAAAAGUUGCAGCAUGGCGUAUCAAACCAAAGGAAUUGCAUGCAUCUAAAGGUGGUUUCCAUGGGGUAAAUUUACUAUGGUGGGAUAUUUUUAGAACUGGCAACCAAUCAGUCUACUUACCAUUUAUCUAGCUGUUUCUAGCAGAUAAUAGAUAUAAUCUGAUUGGUUGCUAUGGUCAACAUCACCAGUUCUAAAAAUCUCUCACCUUAGUAAAUUUACCCCCAUGUGUUUCAGAUUUCCCAGCAUAGUCUCUACAGUAUUAUGCCCUAAUGAUAAGAAAGGAAUCUACAUGGUACAGUAUGUAUGGGGAUUACAUCUGUGGUGGGAAUAGAUGGUUAUCACUGAUAAUACUGCAUUAUUUUUAUUUUGGUACUCGAGAGGAAAUAAAGUUGGAGAAUAUA
Molecule: messenger RNA, 2380 nt
Organism: Pseudophryne corroboree (corroboree frog)
Lineage: Eukaryota; Metazoa; Chordata; Amphibia; Anura; Myobatrachidae
Product: E3 ubiquitin/ISG15 ligase TRIM25-like
Exons: 2
Coding region: 158-1726 (522 amino acids)
Molecular function (GO): zinc ion binding; protein binding
Source: RefSeq, a predicted model, not a curated record